AAUUUGUACAGUUUAGGGUGAAAAUGUUUUAACCGUUAUGAAGAGUCACGUAAUAAUUUUUCUAACGUUGGCCGUUGUGCUUCAUGAAACACUCGGAGCUGGCAUCGUGACGCAGCUGAAUGUGGCCCAGCGUGCUGCAAGAUUCUUCGACCCUAAUCCUGAAAAGAAUUACUCCCAGAUAAUCAACCACCAUUCCUCGGCGUUUUACAGCGGAACACCAUAUCCCGAUGCCUUUUACAAUGAGCUUUGUGAGUUUGGAAUGUUUUCAAACAUAUCAGACGAUACAAAAUCUGGACCGUUCUUGAAUGCAACUAUAAACUACAUCAACAAAAAACCCAAACCAUGGGACCAGGCAACUGAGAAAUUGUUUGCAUUUAUGAUGGGGAUGAUGUCCAAUCAGGUGUCGGACUCACUGUGGACAAGUCAAGGUGUGGAUCAAGGAUUUUUGUCGGCCAUGGGAUAUACUAACUUUCAUGGGUCAGUCCACAAAGCAAGGAAAGCAGGCAAUUUUGGUGGAGAUAUAGUUGUUGUGUAUCUAUUGAAUGUUGUGGACGAAAUCGACGAAUGGUACGUCCCAAUUGACGACCUAUUUGAAAUUUACAAGGAAUUUUAUGGGUCCGUACAAAUCAACAAAACACUAAUAGAAUCUUGCUCUACUCUAGCUUUAGUGACAGCAUAUGCAGAAAUAACUGGAAACGCUGAGCUGUUUACAAUAGUCGCCGAUACUUCCGACUUCAUUGUGGACAAUCUUGUGGAAUAUUUUCAAGGAGGAUUAAUGGACAUGGCGGGCUGGACAAACAGGAAGUGGCACGACGCCAUAACAAUGCUUGAAAAUGGCACGAAGGCAUGCCAUAUUCCGCACAAUCCUCUCUUUAUAAAUUGCUCUAAGAAGCAGGACACUGCACUGAUGUUUUACCCCAAACCGCGCAGACAAACAGACAGACCAUAUACUGGCGACCUUUCUGUGUCCGAUUUUCAGAUCAGGAGGUCUCAAGGAGCCAUCAGCAUUAAGCCUGGACACAAACUAAAGAAAAGGCUAACAGAGCUUAAAUCCCAAGUGAAUAAGAUAAAGAAGCAAAAGCUGGAGCCAGAGCAGGUGGGGGAUGACUAUCACUGGAAGAUUUACUUUAAUGACUACAAUCAUGGAUCCUUGCUCGGAAAAUCUCUGGCAGCGGCUGAUAUUGACGGGGAUGGUAAUGUGGAUGUUGCCAUCGGAGCUCCAGGAUUUUCCCAGAAUGAAAACAUGAUGGCGGGGAGAGUUUAUAUACUUUACAAUAGUGAAAAUGGUUUUCCAAGGCCUGGUAAAUACUUUGAUUAUGUAGACAUUAACAACUUGACAAUUGGAUAUAACAGAAUUUUUGAUGGAGAAAAGGGGGUACAAUCUCGAUUCGGAUCAUCUGUUACAUUACUUGAUGUUAACCUAGAUGGUAUGGUGGAUUUAGUAGUUGGGGCAAGCUCCUACGGAAGCACGAGUCCUUUAGAUUACAAUGGUAGAGUUUACGUGUUUUAUGGGUCUGGUAAAGACAGGAACCAGAAACCAGAUAUCACUCUAACAUGUCAGUCUAAAUUCUGUAAUCUUGGAUACUCGUUAACAUCUGUCGAUGUUAACAAAGACGGACAUCUUGACUUAGUGAUGGGUACACCUCACUACAGUGGAGGAAACCUAACACAGAGCGGAAUGGUGGUCAUUCUCGUCUCCGCAUCAACAGCAUCUGGUACAACCAUACCUGUGGAAUCUCUUACAAGGAAAAUAUAUGGAGAACAGUCAUACAGUUGGUUUGGUCAACGGAUAAGCGGAAAGAAUGGCACUCUAUUGGUGAAUCAGCCAUACUUCAGGAUCUGCGAAAACCCAGCGUGUCCAUCUUUUUCUGAGUCAGACCAACAAGCUGUUGGAAAAUUGCACGUCUAUAACUUUGGCAACAGGACUGCAAUGACCAACAUGUCUAUUGCUGGUCGGGAAGCUUAUGACCUCGCCGGACAUAGUAGUGAUUUUGGUGACCCCUUUGGCAACGGGUCAUUGGUCGUUGCUGUAGGGGUUCCAGGUGCGGAUGUAGAUGGAGAAAUCCUUACUCUAAAAAGUAAAUGGACGCAAGCUGGAAAAGUAAUUUUAUUAAAACUGGAGAAAGGUCAGCUGACAGAAAUAGCAAGCUAUGAAAGUGACAGAAGAUACAGUAGAUUCGGAAUGAGAGUCAAUUUUGCUGAUAUUAAUAAUGACGAUAUCGACGAUUUACUGAUUGGGAGUCCAUACAGAAAUGAUGAUCCGUCAAAUCUUUUCAGCAUCAUAUUUGAUGGGAAGACAUACGCUUUUUAUGGAGGAGGAAAUUUUCCUGUUGGUAAUGCUACAAAUAGACGUUGUGAGAGGCUAUGGCCCUGUCCAGACCGCAAUGCUAAUCAUACAUUCUCCUCAUACCUUUCGGAUAAGAACUAUUUUGGAGAUAAUUUUGUAACUCUUCCAGCCAUUAAUGUGACACAAUUGGUAAUAUCAGCUUCUAUAUGUGCAGAUGACUAUGAUGACUACGGAUCAGAUUCCAGCUACGUUUAUGUAUUUGAUACAGGCAGCAAACUGAAAGAAACAUAAUGUUAUAAACCUUUAAUACAUUAAUUAAAAGAGAACUUUCAUACAUGA
Molecule: messenger RNA, 2626 nt
Organism: Saccostrea echinata
Lineage: Eukaryota; Metazoa; Mollusca; Bivalvia; Ostreida; Ostreidae
Product: phosphatidylinositol-glycan-specific phospholipase D-like
Exons: 24
Coding region: 38-2578 (846 amino acids)
Cellular component (GO): extracellular matrix; extracellular region
Molecular function (GO): GPI anchor phospholipase D activity
Source: RefSeq, a predicted model, not a curated record